GUUUUAUAUGCUUAAUCAAUGGUGGGAAAGUUUUCGAGAACGGCAGCAACAGCAAUAGCUCUAUAGACGUAUUGAAGUUUUAAGACACAAUGGUGGGUCCAUUUAUGCAAGGCAUAUUGCUCAUUGGCAUUAUCUAUUGGUAUUCCAAGAGCAUGAUGUCAAUGAUCAACGAUUAUUAUCGCAGUGAGUUUCAACGAAAAAUCCAAAGUGCAAGUAACUCGAAGCCAGCGGAAGAGACGCCUCUAAGCGUAGACAACUUUAUGGAUUAUGUGCGUGAACUGGAUAACACGCCGGAAGCGGAUGAGCAGACAGUUUGCAGCGAUUCAAAACGUCCAGUGGAACCACAAUUAGGUUAUUCCUACAAUCUGAUAAGAUUCUUGAAGAUUACAGGAUCAUUUUCUGCUUUUGACAUUUGCAUUCCGCAGCGAACAGCUGCCGACAGCUGUAUAAGCUAGUCCCUAACUAUAUUCCUACUAUAAAAUAGAAUAUUAUACAUAUGGAAUAAAUUUAAAUAACUUUCGUAAAAUAAAUACAUCCAUUUGUGCUCCAAAUGUGUGGCGCAUUUAUUUAAAUUGUAGCAGAAUAUAUAUUUCAAUUUUUCAACAUUAAUUUUACUUCUUGUUUUUGCUGAUUUUCCAGCUGUACUAUAAUAAGUACUAUAAUUGUGUACAACUUUUUUUAUUUUGCAUAAGAUUUUUCUUUUUUUUGGUCUUUUUCAAUACAAACUAGAAAAAAUUGCACUUUGAUAUAUAUGUAUGUUAAAUUGCUUAGGAUAAUCUAUAUUGCUGGAAUAUUUAGAAAGAGUGUCACGAGAUUAAGCUUUAUUUGGAAAUGUUUCGGUAUGUUCAGGUAUUCAAUUCAAUUAUGGCACGAAUAUUCAAAUUUAUCCAUUGCUUGGAGAGGUAAUUUUGGAACUGAAAAAUAAUACACAAAUCUUUUGGAGACAUAUAGUAGAAUUGUUGACUUAAGUGCGUUACUUUUAACUAGUUCAGAUAUAUGUAAAUGGGAGAAUGGGAUUAAUGGAUUCACAUUUAAAUAAAUGCAUUUAAGGCAACAAAAUUAAAAACGAUUAAAAAUCUGUUUUAAAAUAUAAUCACUUUUAAUGUAUAUUUCAUAUACACAACAAAUCUUCAUACAUUGUUUUUAUUAUAGAUAAAAAUCAUAAUAAUUUCAAUACAAAUUAGUAAAGCAAAAAUACAGAAUACAUCAAAAUAAGAAUUGAUAAGACUUCGUUUAAAGAGAUAUGUACAUAACGUAAAAUAACGCUUAAGCGUAUGUAUCUUCUCAUCGCUUUCGCAUACAAAUUAAAAUACGAAUAAAGGAAUACACAGUGGUUGCAUGAUAAUUUUUCUAUAUAGCCCAAAAUAAACAAAGUACAAAGCGCAACAAAUUUUGAACAAUUUUCAAAUCGCAUUAAUUAAAUUAAAGAAUCACAAUAGAAAU
Drosophila sulfurigaster albostrigata is the source of this 1443-nucleotide messenger RNA. RefSeq lists its product as uncharacterized. NCBI's taxonomy places the organism in Eukaryota, Metazoa, Arthropoda, Insecta, Diptera, Drosophilidae. The coding region runs from base 90 to 455 and encodes 121 amino acids. The record is from RefSeq and is a predicted model, not a curated record. The transcript has 2 exons.